Manis pentadactyla (Chinese pangolin) is the source of this 4021-nucleotide messenger RNA. RefSeq names its product casein kinase 2 alpha 2 (gene CSNK2A2). Gene Ontology annotation, molecular function: ATP binding; protein serine/threonine kinase activity. NCBI's taxonomy places the organism in Eukaryota, Metazoa, Chordata, Mammalia, Pholidota, Manidae. The coding region runs from base 348 to 1400 and encodes 350 amino acids. Gene Ontology annotation, cellular component: protein kinase CK2 complex; cytosol; nucleus. The transcript is spliced from 12 exons. Gene Ontology annotation, biological process: protein phosphorylation; regulation of chromosome separation. The record is from RefSeq and is a predicted model, not a curated record.
CCCCUUUCCCGGCUGGCGGCUGCUGCUGCUGGUGUGGCCGCAGCUGCCCCCGCCGCCUCGGGGCCGCGAGCCGAGCGGAGGCCGCCGCGGAGCACGAACGCCGCCCGCCCCGCCGCCUCGCCGUCCCGCGGGCCGUUCUAGGACCGGGCCGGCUCGGCCGGCGCCCCCCGCGCCCCCAGUCCGCCCGCCCCCGCGGGCCCGGCCUGGCGCUGCCGCCCUCCGCCGCGCUCCUCCGCCGCCUCCUCCAGCGCCCUGCGGCCCGCCGUCUCCUCCGCCCGCCGCCCCGCGCCCCCAGCCGCGCCGCCGCCGCCCUCUGCACCCCGCGGCGCCCCCCGGUCCCACCCGCCAUGCCCGGCCCGGCCGCGGGCAGCAGGGCCCGGGUCUACGCCGAGGUGAACAGCCUGCGGAGCCGCGAGUACUGGGACUACGAGGCUUACGUCCCAAGCUGGGGUAAUCAAGAUGAUUACCAGCUGGUUCGAAAACUUGGUCGGGGAAAGUAUAGUGAAGUAUUUGAGGCCAUUAACAUCACUAACAAUGAGAGAGUGGUUGUAAAAAUUCUCAAGCCAGUGAAGAAAAAGAAGAUAAAACGAGAGGUUAAGAUUCUGGAGAACCUUCGUGGUGGAACAAAUAUCAUUAAGCUGAUUGACACUGUGAAGGACCCUGUGUCAAAGACACCCGCUUUGGUAUUUGAAUAUAUCAAUAAUACAGAUUUUAAGCAACUUUACCAGAUCCUGACAGACUUUGAUAUCCGGUUUUAUAUGUAUGAACUACUUAAGGCUCUGGAUUACUGCCACAGCAAGGGAAUCAUGCACAGGGAUGUGAAACCUCACAAUGUCAUGAUAGAUCACCAACAGAAAAAGCUGCGACUGAUAGACUGGGGCCUGGCAGAGUUCUAUCAUCCUGCUCAGGAGUACAAUGUCCGUGUAGCCUCGAGGUACUUCAAGGGACCAGAGCUCCUUGUGGACUAUCAGAUGUAUGAUUAUAGCUUGGACAUGUGGAGUUUGGGCUGUAUGUUAGCAAGCAUGAUCUUUAGAAAGGAACCCUUCUUCCAUGGACAGGACAACUAUGACCAGCUUGUUCGCAUUGCCAAGGUUCUGGGUACAGAUGAGCUGUAUGGGUAUCUGAAGAAGUAUCACAUAGACCUGGACCCGCACUUCAAUGAUAUCCUGGGACAACAUUCACGGAAACGCUGGGAAAACUUUAUCCAUAGUGAGAACAGACACCUAGUCAGCCCUGAGGCCCUAGAUCUUCUGGACAAACUUCUGCGAUAUGACCAUCAACAGCGACUGACUGCCAAAGAGGCCAUGGAGCACCCGUACUUCUACCCUGUGGUGAAGGAGCAGUCCCAGCCUUGUGCAGAAAAUGCUGUGCUUUCCAGUGGUCUCACGGCAGCCCGAUGAAGACUGGAAAGCGACGGGUCUGUUGCGGUUCCUCCCACUUUUCCAUAAGCAGAACAAGAACCAAAUCAAACGUCUUAACGUGUGUAGAGAGAUCACGUUCCGUGAGCAGACAAAAUGGUGGCAGGUUUGGCGAGCACGAACUAGACCAACUGAAGGGCAGCCACCACCGUAUACCAAACCUCACUUCUGAAUGUAAAAGGUUCUCACGCCUUUGGCUUCCUGUUGACUUCCUCCCGACCCAGAAAGCAUGGGAAAUGUGAAGGGUAUGCAAAAUGGUUGUUGGUUACCCUUGCUCCCCCGUGCCCCUCGACUCACCCUGUGGCCGCCUGUUUUCCCAGCAGAGCACACUAACUAGCCAACCACAGACUCCCCAGUUGGGGAAUGGGGGCAAUAUACGGCAUGAUGGGCAGUUACAUAUUAUAAUUUUAAAGGUAUAUAUUAUUGAAUAAAAGGUUUUAAAAGAAAUGUAUGGAGUUUUCCAUAUGAAGGGGCCAUUAACAGAGAUCCAUGGCCACAAAGGGAGGAAAUAGAAUUAACUUCUUGCAGAGUUAAAUAGAGCAUUCGUACCAGAUUCUACCAGAGGAAAAUGGGAAGUCCCAGGUAAGGAGGGUUUUUAAGGAUGCUCUUUGCAGAGAGAGCAGUUGAGAAGGAAUGCUGAACUAAUCCUGGGAGGAGGGCAAACCGCAGAGGGCCCAAGUACACACAGCCAGGGAAGCUGGGCUUUGCCUCGAACACCUUCGACCUCCCUUGACCCCUCCUCCAGAAGCAGGUGAGUUGCCCAGUGAUUUAAGGGGUAGGUAAAUGUCACUGUAGUAGACUGGAUGAUUCCAUAGCCCCUUCUUCACUUUCCCUUUGCUUGUGUCUCCCAUCAUUCAUUCCGCCCCCAAUCCUGGCCCUCUCCCCCAUGGCCCCUUCUGAAAAAACUUUCUUCGGAGAAUGGUUGAGCCUGCUGUCCUGAGGCAGGGAAGCAGUUAGGGGUCUCGGGUCCAGGUCUGAGGGAUGCUUCUGCUGGCAUUCUGAAGCUCCUGUGAACUGGAAGGAAAAGUGGACCACCCAAAUGUGAAAGAGGGUGGAAUGAAAGCACUGGUUAUAUUUCAGUGAAAAAAGCUAGAUCUGUGACAACUGAGCCUUCCCUGGUUGCCUCCGUCCUCCACAUCCCCCAAGCCACCAGGAGGUGAAAGCAACAGUGACCUGGUGGCCACCCAGCCUUGUCUCUAGCUGGCAUCCACCCGCUGCCUGCAGACAGCAAAAGCAACGGGCAGACUCCGAUGUCCAGACAGCUGGAUGGGGUGCCCACUCAUGCUCCACAAAAGCCACUUGGUCUGUACAACAUUCCUUCUCCCGUCUUCUCUACUGCUUGUCCUGAAAAGAUGACUAUGGUAACCCAGGUGUGGACACUCAAGAGGUUUUGAAGCAAUUUGGGGAGGAAAGCAAAGGCCCCUCAGGGUCACCACGACAUCACAGUGUCCCUUGGACCAGCUUCUGUCGUAUCCAAGCAGUUCUGCAGGUGUGGGAGCUCAAGACUGCAUGCCCGCGGACACCAGCGAGUGAGGGCCUGAAGGCCCACCGCCAGCCAACAAGAUGACAAGAUUUCCUCAUGACCCUGUUUGACUCAAGGUUCUGCACAUUUCUGUUGGCCUCCCAGAGCUCUGGGACAGCAUCUCAACACCUCAUUAGAGUGAGCACGCCCCAGAAACUCCUGUGGGCAUGGUGCUUCAUGUGCGUGUGUGUUAUCUCUAUAGCAUGUUAUCCCUGUUGAUCUGCCAGCGUUCGGGGGUCUUCCCUGAGGAGAAGGGUCAGGUACACAGCCAAUUGGCAUGGGAAUCCUUAGAUGCCAUUUAGAACUUGAACACGAACUAAGUUUCAAUUUCCUUCUCAACCAAGGCACUAACUUUUGGGUAGGAGAGUCUUGUUUUCCAGAAACCUCUCAGGUGAUCUUGUUUCUUUGUGGAUGACUAUUGUUGAGUGGGAGAGUGUUUGGUAGUAGAAAGGAGGAGAAGGUGGAGUUUCUGUAUUUUUUUGACCUUGAGAAAAGGGAAUGGGAACCUGCUAACCCAAGAACAGUCAAAGCUCAUCCACAAUAUGCUUGGAAAUCCACAUCAGUUCACAUCUUUCAGUUGUCUGCUUUGUAUUUGAGUUGUUUAAAGUAAUAUAUAUUGAAUUUUCUUGGUUACCAAAGUAAUAUAUAUUCAUGGUAAAAAUUUUGAAAUGCUAUACAAAAGUAAAUAAUUAAAGCUUCUCCCCUAACCACACACACAUAGAAAAACUUCCCUGCCCUGGAAGUAACCAUGGUUAAAUUUGGUGUAUAUCUUCUAAUUUUUAUCCUAUGCAUUUACUAAUAUUUUUUAAAUACACUGAUUUUUGUUUUUACAGAAUUGUAAUCAAACUAUACAUUCUUUUUCUGCAACUUGUGCUUUCACUUAGUUGUGAAAAUUUACUGUUAGCAUCUACCUCACCCAUUUGUGGCUGCAUAGUAUUCCAUUGUGUGAUGUAUCACAAUUGAAGCAAUUCUUUACUGAUAGACUCUUACCAGUACUAUACCAGUAUUGCUGCAAUUAACAAAUUUGCACAUAUAUUUUUACACAGUAUGGAUGUUUGUGAGAUAAAAUCUUAAAAAAGAA